Molecule: messenger RNA, 1579 nt
Organism: Vitis riparia (riverbank grape)
Lineage: Eukaryota; Viridiplantae; Streptophyta; Magnoliopsida; Vitales; Vitaceae
Product: putative UDP-rhamnose:rhamnosyltransferase 1
Exons: 1
Coding region: 67-1512 (481 amino acids)
Molecular function (GO): UDP-glycosyltransferase activity
Source: RefSeq, a predicted model, not a curated record
CUUUGAUUGGACAGUGACUUCUGCAGUCACCGUAAUAGUAACUGCGCCAGCAAUUUCUCACUUAAUAUGUAUAUACGGCAAGCAGAUGAGCAAAGAACCCAAGCAUCUUCUGCCAUGGACGAUCAAGAAAAACUUCAUAUAGUCAUGUUCCCAUGGCUAGCUUUCGGUCACAUACUCCCAUAUUUAGAGCUGUCCAAGCUUAUAGCUCAAGAGGGCCACCGCAUCUCCUUCAUAUCUACUCCUAGAAACAUCGAACGCCUCCCAAAACUACCUCCAAAUUUACAACCUCUUAUCGAUUUAGUCAAAUUUCCACUGCCCAACGACGACAACCUCCCUGAAAACGCAGAGGCUACCAAUGAUCUUCCCUACGGAAAUAUUCCGUACCUUAAGAAGGCAUUCGACGGCCUCCAGGAACCCGUGACCCGCUUUCUCGAAACGUCACAUCCCGAUUGGGUUAUUCACGACUUCGCUCCUCACUGGUUGCCGCCUAUCGCUGCUAAGCAUGGGGUUUCACGUGCCUUCUUCUGUAUAUUCAGUGCAACGGCCUUAUGUUUCGGUGGAUCAACGUCCAUCAUGAUGGAAGGUGGUGAUCCACGUACGGAGCUCCAUCAGUUCGCCGCUCCUCCUCCCUGGGUCACUUUCCCAACCAAAGUCGCGUUGCCUCUUUUUCUGUUGAGGAGAAGCUUAGACCAUGAUCAAGCCAACGUUUCUGGUGUUACCGACAACUUCCGCCUGGGGUCGGCCAUUUUGGGUUGUGACGUGUUGGCUAUACGGAGCUGUACAGAACUGGAACCUGAAUGGUUGGACCUACUCGGUAAGCUUCACCAGAAACCGCUAUUUCCAAUAGGGCUACUGCCCCCCUCGGCGCCGGUUAACGGAGACGAUAACUCUUGGCCGCCGAUCAGGGAGUGGCUGGACAAACAAGAGAAAGAGUCUGUGGUUUAUGUAGCACUAGGAACGGAGGUGACACCAACUGAAGAUGAACUCACCGAGUUGGCUUUUGGGUUAGAGCUAAGUGGGUUGCCCUUCUUUUGGGCACUGAGGAAGCGGCAUGACUCGGUUGAUUUACCUGAUGGAUUCGAGGAACGAACCAAAGGUCGUGGAAUGGUUUGGAGGACCUGGGCACCUCAACUCAGGAUAUUGGAUCACGAGUCGGUUGGGGGUUUUGUGACUCACUGUGGUUGGAGCUCAGUCAUAGAGGGACUGCAUUUUGGACAAGCCCUUAUCAUGCUGCCCCUGUGGGGGGACCAGGGGCUGAAUGCUAGGACUUUCGAAGAGAUGAAAGUGGGGGUAGAGAUACCAAGAGAUCAAGAAGAAGAACGGCUUUCCAGGAAGUCAGUAGCGGAGACAUUGAGCUUGGUGAUGGUGGAAGAGACGGGAAAAAUUUAUAGAAACAGAGCAAAGGAGAUGAGCAAGUUACUAGGAGACAAGCAUCGACAUCACCGUUAUGUAAGCGAUUUUGUAGAAUAUCUACAAAAACACAGGCCUUGUGUCCAAGGACGAUUGAUUUAAACAUGUAUUUUGGUUUUUAAGAAUGAGAAACAUCUCUUCCUUCUCAAAUCACAAAAAUUUCAACAAA